AUGUCCGAGUCUGGAUCAGAAGCAGGCGACCUCUUUGGCGGCUCCGACAACAGCCGCGAAAACUCCCCAGCUCGAUCGACCACUGCCCCAGCGCAAGAACCCGUCCAGUCCGAGACUGAAGAGCAGGAUGUCGGCGACUUGUUUGGUGACGAUGACGAGGAGGAAGAAGCCCCAAGAAGGAGGCAAGCCAGCACCGGCACACCACGAUCUGGUUCGCAAACACCCAACCCAUUGGAAUAUGCGGAAGAGGACGAGGACGCUGGACCAGGAAAGCAGAAUGUCGUUACUAUCGCUGUCCCCCAAUGGCCCCAUCUUUCUGCUACGGAUGGAAAGAUCUGGCAAAUGAAGCUUCCCGCCUACAUCAACCUCGACUCUCAGCCAUUCGACUCGGAUUACUAUCGCGCCACGGCAGACGAGGCGCCGGAUCCAACAGAGAAACCUAUAGCAGCCAAGAGCCAUAUGAUUGGAGUGAAGAAUACCAUCAGGUGGAAGUGGGUGACUGGGCCGGAUGGAGAGCCUACGCGCCAAAGUAACGCGAGGAUGCUCCGCUGGUCUGAUGGAUCCGUCUCCCUUCAACUAGGCGAUGACCUGUACGACCUCGCCGCUUCCCAUGGCACCACCCUCUCCCGACCUUCCGACCCCAUUCCCCCAACAAAGAAGCGCGAAGCCCUCCCUCCCGCCCAAAACACCUCUACCACUUUCCUCUGUGUCGGUGCUGCCGCCGAGCGGGUUCUCGUCACUGAAAAGCCCAUUGCGGGACAGUUGAACUUGCUGCCCACGAGUAUGCAGAGCAAGACCUAUCUGGAGCUUGUCAAGCAUGUUGGUGCCCAGCAUACCAAGCAUUCCAGGAUGAAGAUGCUGGAAGAGACGCAGGAUGAGGAUGCUUUGCAAGAGCUGCUCUUGAGAAGCGCUCCCAAUAGAGAAGCUAUCAAGGGGGCAAAGGCGACGACUAGCAAGCGUGCAACGGCGAGCAAGGGUGCCGGAGGAAAGGGAAAGAAGACCAGGAAGAUUGGAUAUUCGGAUACCGAGUCGGAAGCUGGCUACUCUGGAGACGACCGGCCCAAGCGUGGGGCUGAGCGAGACACGUUCGAAUAUGGGGAUGAUGAUGGGUUCGUCGUCGAUGACUCGGACUCGGACGGCGGGUAUAGCUCAAAGAAGAAGGGCAAGGGAAAGGCCAAGAGUAAGGGGAAGAAGAGAAAGGGAGGAUUCACGGAUGACGACGAGGAGGAUGAGAUGGAGGAGGCCGAGAGAAGAAUAGAAGCCAGGGAGAGAGAGAAGAAGCGGGCAAGAAAGGAGAAGGGUGGUGCGGCAAAGAAAAGCAGGGAUUACAUUGAGGAUAGCGAUGAGGAGGAAGGGGCAGAGGAGGAUGGAGAGGGCGAGGAGGAAAUGGAUAUGGAUGUUGAGAGUGAAGAAGAUUAG
This is a messenger RNA of Cryptococcus wingfieldii CBS 7118, 1419 nucleotides long. RefSeq names its product RNA polymerase-associated protein LEO1. Gene Ontology annotation, molecular function: RNA polymerase II C-terminal domain phosphoserine binding. Gene Ontology annotation, biological process: transcription elongation by RNA polymerase II; positive regulation of transcription elongation by RNA polymerase II. The transcript is spliced from 4 exons. The record is from RefSeq and is a predicted model, not a curated record. Bases 1 to 1419 code for a protein of 472 amino acids. Gene Ontology annotation, cellular component: nucleus; Cdc73/Paf1 complex. Lineage: Eukaryota; Fungi; Basidiomycota; Tremellomycetes; Tremellales; Cryptococcaceae.